UCGACCAUUUUCUGUCAAACGAUUCGCCGAAACUGUCAGUUUUUUCGACUCGCGUGGACCGUCCAAAUUCACGUGAUGCUCGUGACAAUCGCGAAGAAUUAUCGGCUUCGCGGUAUCAAAACUCGAAAUCGCCAUGGAAGUCGCAAGAUUACACAAAUACUACAGAUCCUAUAAUUCUGGUCCUCAAUGGCUGUUAUACCAGUAUCUGCUGGCGGAUACUAAGCUGAGGCUCAUGUUUAAUUUGGGUCCGCAAUGCGGGAUCGUUACGUUCGUUACCUUGCUCAUGAUGUUCAUCUUAUUCAUUUUCAUGUAUCGAUCCCAGGGUGCAAAAGCGAUCGUCUCGAAUCAAAAAGUCUUCCUGGAAUUACAAAAAGAAGCGGACAAGAAAAUUCCGCGGAAGAAAAGCAUGGCGGACAUCAGACCGAUCUACAAUUGCAUUCAUAAGCACUUGCAGCAGACCGAUGUGUUCCAGGAGAAGACGAAGAAAAUGCUCUGCAAGGAACGCCUGGAGUUGGAGAUUCUGAGCAGCAGAAUAAACUGUAUCAACAAACUGUUGAAACCUGAGGCGCAGACUGAAUGGCGGCGGAGCAGGUUACGAAAAGUGUAUUAUCGUCCCAUUAACUCGGCCGCGUCGAAGUAA
Molecule: messenger RNA, 640 nt
Organism: Bombus huntii
Lineage: Eukaryota; Metazoa; Arthropoda; Insecta; Hymenoptera; Apidae
Exons: 7
Coding region: 134-640 (168 amino acids)
Source: RefSeq, a predicted model, not a curated record